Messenger RNA from Funneliformis geosporum, 776 nucleotides. NCBI's taxonomy places the organism in Eukaryota, Fungi, Glomeromycota, Glomeromycetes, Glomerales, Glomeraceae. The record is from the annotation of a GenBank genome assembly.
GACUUAAUGAACCUAAUAUUAUAGAAAUUUUACAAAAAGCGGUUCAUGAAGUUUUUUCCAAUUGUUUUUCCUAUCAAACUAAAAAAGAAAGAAUUUUAAUUAACAGUCUUAAAAGAAAAAGCGAAGAACUUGAAAAAAUUGAUAAUAAAAUGGGCUCUAUUAUUUGUGGAAUAAGAUUGGAGGAAUCAUUAUAUAAUGCUAAUUGUAAUGUUAAACAGUUAAAGACAAAAAUUACAAAACUUCAAGAGAGUGGAUCAAAUUUAUCUGGUGAAAUUAAUUUAAAACAAAAUUUUGAAGAAAUAAGAAUGUCAGAAUUAAUUUCAUAUAAAUGUAAAGCAAAGGAAAGAAUACGAACCAAUGCAUUCUAUCCUUCCUUUGCAAAAUUAAUUUCAGAUUUUGAUACAAUUAUUAAGUGUCAAGGUUGUUCCGCAUUUCGUAAGAAGACUGCGACUGGUUUUUGCUCUUUAUGCUUAUUUUACAUUUUAAUGGAUUGGGGAGAAUGCUUGUUAAAUAAAAGUUAUAUUGUUUCUAACAAACGGAAUUUUCUGGAUUUAAAAGGAAUAAUAUUAUUAGCAUCAAAACAAAUAUUUGGAUUUGAUCAACUACAAGAGGGACAACUUGAAACAGUAGAAACAUAUUUAAGUGGUAAAGAUACAUUAGUAUUAAUCAAAACAGGAGGAGGAAAAACAUUUUGUUAUAUAGUUUAUGCAUUACUUUUUGAAGGGAUAACAAUAGUUAUUAGCUCAUUAAAAGCUUUAAUGAAAGACCAAAAGUAA